Parascedosporium putredinis is the source of this 3564-nucleotide messenger RNA. The record is from the annotation of a GenBank genome assembly. Lineage: Eukaryota; Fungi; Ascomycota; Sordariomycetes; Microascales; Microascaceae.
AUGGCAUCUGCAAAAUCGUCCCCCAGAGUCAAAUUCCAUUUCAGAACUAGAAAGCAAGAGUUGAAUUCGGUAGAAGGGAGCACACGCGCGAAUUUGACAUAUACCGACGCACUUUACAAAUUCCACAAACAACAAGGAAACAAUCCUAGUCGAGUACCAUACGUCGACAAAAAACCCCUCGAUCUCUAUCGACUGAAGAAGGCUGUGGAAGCACGUGGCGGAUUUGACAAAGUGUGCAAGCACAAGAAAUGGGCCGAAAUCGGCAGAGACCUCGGCUACAGUGGUAAAAUCAUGUCGUCUCUAUCCACAUCCCUAAAAACUCGUACCAGAAGUGGCUCUGCCCGUACGAGGAAUACCUACGCCUCGCAAAACCCGGUGUGCAUCACCAACUUGAGCUCGACCCGCCAAGCCUCGGACGCUCUCCAAGCCUCGCUGAAUGGCGUGAAGAAGGAGACCGACGGGGACUCGUCCAUGUCUAACGGCGUUGAGCUGGAUGAUGGAGACAACGGCAGCCGCCGGAGCAAGCGCCUGAAGAAGGAAGCUGUCCCCACAGUGGCAGGAUCCCACAUGUCUCAGUUUAGACCGUCGUGUGGCAAACAUGAGGAGGCCGGUGUUCUCCUGACCUGCGAGUCGUGCGACCACUCCUAUCACGGCACCUGCCUUGACCCACCGGCAAAACAGAAGCAGCCGGAUUCUGGGUGGAACUGCCCGCGCUGCCUUGUUGGUGACGGACAAUUCGGUUUCGAAGAAGGUGGUCUUUACUCCUUGCGGCAGUUCCAACAAAAGGCUGCCGACUUCAAGGCCGGCUACUUUGAGAAAAAGAUCCCCUUUGACUCAAGCGCAAACGGCCCAAAACCCGUGACUGAAGAGGACGUGGAGCGUGAGUUUUGGAGACUGGUAACGGACAUCGAAGAGACCGUUGAGGUUGAGUACGGCGCCGACAUUCACUGCACAACCCAUGGUUCCGGCUUUCCCACCCUGGAGAAGCACCCGAAGAAUCCCUAUUCACUGGACCCUUGGAACCUCAACCUUUUGCCUCUCCACCCCGAGAGCCUUUUCCGACACAUCAAGUCUGACAUAUCAGGCAUGACCGUGCCUUGGGUAUAUGUGGGAAUGAUCUUUUCCACUUUUUGCUGGCAUAACGAAGACCAUUACUCAUACUCGGCGAACUACCAACAUUUUGGCGACACCAAGACGUGGUACGGCAUCCCUGGGGAAGACGCUGAGAGGUUCGAGGCUGCCAUGAAAGAAGCAACCGCAAAGUGGCUGGCUCCCGCCCUGGAUCGCGUCCACGCCCGGGAAAGGGCUCAUAGGGAGGCCUUCCUUGCUAAGCACGGAGAGGCUCGCGCCCAGGCUGGGGGUGGCAGUAAAGCACCUGCUCUGCUGGAGCGUGUUGUGAACGACGAAGAUGUUCCGGAAGAAGAGUAUCAAUGCUCGUACUGCAAGGCCUUCACCUACCUUUCUAGAUUCAAGUGCCACAAGACUGGCAGGGUUCUCUGUCUGCUGCAUGCUGGCAGCCACGCAUGCUGCGAUGCAUCGGAAAACGCAAGAUUCGUCGGAGCCGACCACGCACGCACGCCCGAGGCGUGGGAAGAGAAGUACGAAAAGUUACUCGAUGAAGAGGCCGUCCCCUCCCUCAAAACCCUCAAGGCACUGCUGCAUGAAGGUGAAAAAUACCGUUCGAGCUUCCCUCGCUCUCACUCUUGCAACCGGCGCAAGAACGACAAAGCUUGGCAGAGCAGUAAGAGAAAAUCAAUCGGUGGAGGUUCGCCGGAGCAAAAGGACCGCGAUCGUGAUGUCUCCAACAUUUACCGGCUUCUGCAGGAGGCAGAACAGAUUGGGUUUGAUUGCUCCGAAAUCCUACAACUACAGGAGCGUGCCGACGCAAUUGAACAGUUUCAGAAGAAUGCCCAGCGAGCCCUCGAGCAUGUUCAAUCUCAAGGAAUCCAGGAAAUCGAGGAUUUGCUCGAAGAAGGCCGCAACUAUAACGUCGAUAUCAAAGAGAAACUUAUCGAAGAAGGCAAGAGGCUGGAGAUACCGCCGUACAAUGAUUAUCUUACCUACUACAAUGAGCAGAUGCUCGCUGGCCAACAGUGGGAGAAGAAGGCGCGAGAGCUGAUCGCAGCGGAAAUCAUCCACUAUCCCCAACUCGAGGCUCUAUCGACGCAGGUCCAGAUGAACGCCCUACCAGUUACAGAACAGACCCUUCUCCGCGUGGACCAGAUCUUGCUCAAGCAGCGCGAUGCUCAUCGACAGAUUAUUGACCUAACGCAGCGGUCCCGGAACCCCGACUUUCGUCAGCGGCCUAAAUACAAUGAAGUCUGCGAUAUCAUGAAGAGGCUUGAAGAGCUCAAUUCGAAGCCGAGCGGGACAUCGGAUCUGGAAAGGGAGCAGAAGAGGCAUGAAGAUUGGAUGCGUCAGGGAAAGAAGCUAUUCGGGAAGUCCAACGCGCCGCUCCACAUACUAAAAAGCCAUCUCGAUUACGUUUUAGGCCGCAAUCUGGACUGCUUCGAUAUUGUUCACGACAAGCCCCGGGACCCCGCCGAACCAGCUUCGAGAGAGCCUAGCCCGGCGACGAAGCAAAAGCACUGGGAAGAUCCUAACAGAGAGGUAUUUUGCCUGUGCCGUCGCGUCGAAGCCGGCAUGAUGAUUGAGUGUGGCAUCUGCCACGAGUGGUAUCACGGCAAAUGCUUGAAGAUUGCCCGAGGCAAGGUGAAGGACGAUGACAAGGCGCCCUGGACCUGUCCAAUUUGUGACCAUCGAGUUCGUAUCCCGCGGGAUGCCGCUCGGCCUAAGCUCGAGGAUCUCAUGGUCUGGUUCGACGAGAUACCCAAUUUACCUUUCCAGCCCGAGGAGGAAGAGGUUCUCCAAAAGAUUAUCGACAAUGCGCAAGCAUUCCGGGACCAUAUCAGACCAUACAUCAACCCAGUUCUCUCGUCGCAGGCCGAGGCGGAAACCCAACGGUUCUACCUGCGCAAACUUGAAGGCUCCGAGGAGUCCAAGAGCACGCGCAAGCCGCGACCAACCAAGCUCCAGAAGCUCAUGGCGCAGCAUGGCGUCGAGGAUCCGGACGAUCUACCGGAGGAUGUCAAGGGCAAAGCCAACAGCCUGCGACGCAAGGCGCGAUACUAUGCGUCGCGCGAGGGGGCCAAGGGCGAGUCCAAGGGCGAUCUCAUGAACAUCGAUGGGGUCGACGACGAGGGCCUCACGCUUGAAGACCGGCUUCUACGUGGCCAAUUGGACGGGCUAAACCUACAUUCGGAUGCGGUCAAGAGUAAGGCUCUUGAGAUUUUCCGCCACUCUGAGGUGGGGAGGAGACAAGCCCAGGAGAUUUACGGCGCUGAUGUGUGGAGGCGAGAGAGUGGUGGGUUUAGUAGCAGUGUCAGUGCAGGACAAGCUACUGAGCACCAUGACCCCCGAGAGGUUGACAAGAUGUUUGUGGAUCUCACAAACCAGGAAGAUGAGGAGAGGAAGAACAGGGUGGCUCCCGCCGAAACGCGCGUUACCGCAGACUCGCUUGAGAAUGAGCGAAACGGCAUGGACGCGUUGCUUGACGGCGAGUGA